Messenger RNA from Radiomyces spectabilis, 750 nucleotides. Its product is annotated as 60S ribosome subunit biogenesis protein nip7. The record is from RefSeq and is a predicted model, not a curated record. NCBI's taxonomy places the organism in Eukaryota, Fungi, Mucoromycota, Mucoromycetes, Mucorales, Radiomycetaceae. The transcript has 4 exons. Gene Ontology annotation, cellular component: preribosome, large subunit precursor; nucleus; nucleolus. The coding region runs from base 26 to 568 and encodes 180 amino acids. Gene Ontology annotation, biological process: ribosome assembly; ribosomal large subunit biogenesis. Gene Ontology annotation, molecular function: RNA binding.
UCACUAUUCACUUUGAUACCUCACCAUGCGUCCUCUUACUGCUGAAGAAACUACCACACUCUUCGAGAAACUUGCUAAAUACAUUGGCGCCAAUAUUAAGCACCUGAUCGAUCGACCCGAUGAGACAUACUGUUUCCGCCUUCACAAAGAUAAAGUCUAUUAUUUAAGUGAAUCCAUGAUGCGCAUGGCCGUGAGCAUCGGUCGUGAUCACUUGGGAUCGGUCGGUGUAUGCUUUGGCAAGUUCACAAAAACCGGCAAAUUCAAGUUGCACAUCACAGCAUUGGAUCAUUUAGCUCAAUACGCAAAGCACAAGAUCUGGAUCAAACCUAAUGGUGAAAUGCCGUACCUGUACGGUAAUCACGUUGUCAAGGCACAUUUAGGCAGAAUCACCGACGACACGCCCGAACAUACUGGUGUUAUCAUCUAUUCCAUGUCUGAUAUGCCUUUAGGAUUCGGUGUCACCGCUCGAUCCACGGUGGACAUGAAGAAACUCCAACCUACAGAUUUCAUUGUUUUCCAUCAAGCUGAUGUUGGCGAAUAUCUGCGCGAGGAAAACACUCUCUUCUAAUUUGUAUCAUAAAACAUGGAAAAGCAUGCAUCAUAUAAAUUCUAGUCAUUCAUUUUUUAGAUAAAAAGGUUCUCUACCUACCCCUUCUUUAUUAAUAGAGCAUGAUUGCGAGUAUAUUGACGACAACAGCGAGCGGCAGACACGGGAUGGAAGCGAAAAAAAAAAAAAAAAAAAUAUCAUAC